Babesia bigemina is the source of this 1665-nucleotide messenger RNA. Its product is annotated as splicing factor 3B subunit 2, putative. Gene Ontology annotation, cellular component: nucleus; catalytic step 2 spliceosome; U2 snRNP. The record is from RefSeq and is a predicted model, not a curated record. Gene Ontology annotation, biological process: mRNA splicing, via spliceosome. Bases 1 to 1665 code for a protein of 554 amino acids. NCBI's taxonomy places the organism in Eukaryota, Apicomplexa, Aconoidasida, Piroplasmida, Babesiidae. The transcript has 4 exons.
AUGGGCCAGGAUAGCGCCAAUGCGGGCGGCCAGUCCACCGUGUUGCGCGAGUUGCGGAAGCGCAGCGGAAGCGCCGCGAAGAACUACCUCAAGAAGCUGAAGCGGAAGCAAAAGCCCGUCGGUGAACCGGAGUUGGCCGAAAAGCAGUCGCGAACCGCGCGUCUGCGCGAUGUGCUGCGGGACCAUUUUGGCGACCUGGAGGCGCUGCAGAAGGAUGCGGAAUCCGUCGAUGUCGAGUACGUCGUGCCCACGGGUGUGGGUGGCGAGUUCCAGGAGGUGUUCGACCGCUUCGCGCAGCUUGAGCGCAUCUCUUUGGACCUCGAGCCUACGCCCGAAGAGCCGGAGGCGCCAGUGGAGAACGAGUUUGACUCGUCCGAUGAGGACGAGGUGGACGAGUCGCGCCGCACGAUGGGCAGCAAGAAGAAGCUCAAAUUGAUGAACCGUCCCACCCUGGCGCAGCUCAAGCAGAUCGCCGACAAACCGGAGGUAGUGGAGUUCUGGGACACCACCGCGGCUGACCCCAAGUUUUUGGUUUGGCUGAAGGCGCAGCGAAACUCCGUACCCGUCCCGUCGCACUGGAGCGAGAAGAUGCGUUACAUGCAGACACGUCGCAGCUACGACAAGCCUGCGUACAAGCUGCCGCCGUAUAUUGAGGACACCAAGAUUGCGGAAAUCAGGUCGGCUCUGAGGGAGAAGGAGGCCAACAAAACGCUGAAGCAGAAGAUGCGCGAGAAGGUGCGACCCAAGUCGCACAGGAUGGACAUCAACUACCAGAUUCUUCACGACGCUUUCUUUAAGUACGCCACGAAGCCCGCGAUGACCAGGUACGGCGAUGUGUACUACGUGGGCAAAGAGAUGGAGCUGCGUAUGCGCCACUACAGGCCAGGUCACAUGAGCGACCGGCUGAAAAAGGCUCUGGGUGUGGGCGAGAACGCGCCGCCGCCGUGGUUGAUCAAUAUGCAACGCUUUGGGCCGCCGCCGAGCUACCCGAACCUGAAGAUCCCCGGCGUGAACGCGCCGCUGCCGGAAGGGGCCUCAUUCGGGUUCCACGCCGGGGGCUGGGGGCAGCUGCCAACGGACGAUUCCGGCAACCCCAUCUUCGGCUACAUUGACUCCACGUACUACGAGGACGGCCACAUUAACAAGGAGCUCUGGGGCGAGUUGCCGAAGGAUGAGACCGACGACGAUGCCAGCGAGUACUCGGACUCUUCUGACGACGAGAAGGCUGAGGAGGGUACUGCCGUCGUAGCGCCGUCCGUGGAGACGCCGAUACCCGUCGUUAGCACCGGGUUGGACACUCCACUUGACAUGCGUGCUCCCGCCGAUCCGCCCAGGGCAGUGCCGCGCAAAGCGUACACGGUUCUCGAGCCCAAGGCCACCAAUCGCAGUGCGAAUGCGCUGUUCGGGUCGCAGAUUACGUACUCGAUGCCGCCAGUUGCGACGCCAAUUACACCAGUCACCGGCAAGGCCGGCGCCGCUACGCCGCUGGGAGGCAUGGUAACGCCGUCUCUUCAGGCCGACGGCGCGAUGAGUGCCGACGGGGUGAUGCGGCAGCUCAAGUUCUACGAAAACAAGGCCAAAUCGGUUCAAGAGGCUGCCGGCCAGAUCGUCACCGAGGCUGCGGAGCCGAAGCGUGCGAAGAAAAAGAAGGAAUUCAAAUUCUAA